AUGGAUGACGAUGUGUCGCUGUUGCCACCGAGAUUGAGGUGGAGAAUACAGUGGAAAGAGAAAAGGACGGUGGAUGAGUCGGCGGCACCGUCAGAGCAGACGAAACGUACGGCGGUGGACUCGCCAGCGGAGUUGUCGACAAUCGUGCUGGAGGUGAAAGUUCCUACGAGCAAAGAACGUGUUCCGAUAGAAAUGCACGUCAACGACACCGUUCUGAAGCUGAAGGAGAAAGUUCUUGAACAGAAAGAGAUGUGCGCCGUUGCAGUGGAGAGAGUAGUGCUGCAAUGGCAUGCAGAACACGUGGAAUUGCUGGACGAACAGUUGUGGAAGGAUUUCGUAGAUUUCGAUCAACGUGAGAUCGACGUGUACUUAAAGCCUCCGCCUCGACCGCCGCGGACGGUGAAGUUGAAGCUGUUGGUGGUGCCGGUGAACUCGAAAGAGAAGGUGGAGAUGGAUGUGAGGGCUGAGGACAAAGUGUCGGUGUUGAGGGAGUGGAUGGAGCAGGCGGCGCACCGGAUGAUUAGGUUUCGUCUUCCCACUCUCGGUCGUUAUGUUUUCAUUCACAAUGAAAGAACGAUGGACGAAAAAAUGUCGUUUCGAUGGCACCAUGUUCUGCACGGUGACACCAUUCGCAUCCUCGAUGCGAACUUGGUGAAAAAUCAGAACACCCACCAUACGUGA
Messenger RNA from Vigna radiata var. radiata (mung bean), 681 nucleotides. RefSeq lists its product as uncharacterized. The transcript has a single exon. Bases 1 to 681 code for a protein of 226 amino acids. Lineage: Eukaryota; Viridiplantae; Streptophyta; Magnoliopsida; Fabales; Fabaceae. The record is from RefSeq and is a predicted model, not a curated record.